Lipotes vexillifer (Yangtze River dolphin) is the source of this 4218-nucleotide messenger RNA. It is a transcript of the gene ADCY9, whose product is annotated as adenylate cyclase 9. The transcript is spliced from 10 exons. The record is from RefSeq and is a predicted model, not a curated record. Gene Ontology annotation, cellular component: plasma membrane. NCBI's taxonomy places the organism in Eukaryota, Metazoa, Chordata, Mammalia, Artiodactyla, Lipotidae. Gene Ontology annotation, biological process: adenylate cyclase-activating G protein-coupled receptor signaling pathway; cyclic nucleotide biosynthetic process; intracellular signal transduction. Gene Ontology annotation, molecular function: adenylate cyclase activity. Bases 44 to 4105 code for a protein of 1353 amino acids.
GUUCUGGUGAUCCCGGCCGGGAGGCUUCCGAGCGCUGGGCAACAUGGCUUCCCCGCCCCACCAGCAGCUGCUGCAGCACCACAGCACCGAGGUGAGUUGUGACUCCAGCGGAGACAGCAACAGCGUGAGGGUCAAAAUCAACCCCAAGCAGCUGUCCUCCAACAGCCACCCGAAACACUGCAAGUACAGCAUCUCCUCCAGCUGUAGCAGCUCCGGGGACUCAGGGGGCGUCCCCCGGAGAAUGGGCGCCGGAGGCCGCCUGCGCAGGAAAAAGAAGCUGCCUCAGCUGUUCGAGAGGGCCUCCAGCCGGUGGUGGGACCCCAAAUUCGACUCCAUGAACCUGGAGGAGGCUUGCAUGGAGCGCUGCUUCCCGCAGACCCAGCGCCGCUUCCGGUAUGCGCUCUUCUACAUUGGCUUCGCCUGCCUUCUCUGGAGCAUCUAUUUUGGGGUCCACAUGAGAUCCAAACUGACUGUCAUGGUAGCCCCUGCUCUGUGCUUCCUCGUGGUGUGUGUGGGCAUUUUUCUGUUUACCUUCACCAAGCUGUACGCCCGGCAUUACGUGUGGACCUCGCUGGUUCUUACCCUCCUGGUGUUCGCCCUGACUCUGGCUUCCCAGUUUCAGGUUUUGACGCCCUUCUCAGGACGAGUUGACAGCUUCAAUCAUACUCGGGCAGCCAGGCCCACAGACACUUGCUUAUCUCAAGUGGGGAGCUUUUCCAUGUGCAUUGAAGUGCUCUUUUUGCUCUACACCGUCAUGCACUUACCUUUGUACUUGAGCUUGAUUUUGGGAGUGGCCUAUUCUGUUCUUUUUGAGACCUUUGGCUAUCAUUUCCAAGACAAAGCCUGCUUCCCCUCACCUGAAGCAGAGGCCCUGCACUGGGAGCUGCUGAGCCGAGCCCUGCUCCACGUCUGCAUUCACGCCAUUGGGAUCCACCUGUUCAUCAUGUCCCAGGUGAGAUCCAGGAGCACCUUCCUCAAGGUGGGCCAGUCAAUUAUGCAUGGAAAGGAUCUGGAAGUGGAAAAAGCCCUGAAAGAGAGGAUGAUUCAUUCUGUGAUGCCAAGAAUCAUAGCUGAUGACUUGAUGAAGCAGGGGGACGAGGAGAGCGAGAAUUCUGUCAAAAGGCAUGCCACCUCCAGCCCCAAGAACAGGAAGAAAAAGUCUUCCAUACAGAAAGCCCCUAUUGCCUUCCGCCCGUUUAAAAUGCAGCAGAUCGAAGAAGUCAGUAUUUUAUUUGCAGAUAUCGUGGGCUUCACCAAGAUGAGUGCCAAUAAGUCCGCCCAUGCCCUGGUGGGGCUCCUCAACGAUCUGUUCGGCCGCUUCGACCGGUUGUGCGAGGAGACCAAGUGUGAGAAAAUCAGCACUCUGGGAGACUGCUACUACUGUGUGGCCGGGUGUCCCGAGCCUCGGGCCGACCAUGCCUACUGCUGCAUCGAAAUGGGCUUGGGCAUGAUAAGGGCUAUCGAGCAGUUCUGCCAAGAGAAGAAAGAGAUGGUGAACAUGCGUGUUGGGGUUCACACGGGGACUGUCUUGUGCGGCAUCUUGGGCAUGAGGAGGUUUAAAUUCGAUGUGUGGUCCAAUGAUGUGAACUUGGCCAAUCUCAUGGAGCAGCUGGGAGUGGCUGGCAAGGUUCACAUUUCCGAGGCCACCGCAAAAUACCUAGAUGACCGGUACGAAAUGGAAGAUGGGAAGGUAACUGAACGCCUCGGCCAGAACGUUGUUGCUGACCAGUUGAAAGGUUUGAAGACAUACCUGAUAGCGGGUCAGAGAGCGAAGGAGUCUCAUUGCAGCUGUUCAGAGGCCUUGCUUUCUGGCUUUGAGGUCAUUGACGGCUCACGGGUGUCCUCAGGCCCUAGGGGACAGGGGACAGCAUCGCCAGGGAGUGUCAGUGACUUGGCGCAGACUGUCAAAACCUUUGAUAACCUUAAGACCUGCCCAUCGUGCAGAAUCAUGUUUGCUCCCAAAUUGGAAGCUGGCGCUGAAGGCGGAGCAGUCCAGAAUGGCUGUCAGGAGGAGCCCAAGAAGAGCACCAAGGCUUCUGGAGGACCCAGUUCCAAAACGCAAAACGGACUGCUGAGCCCUCCCCCGGAGGAGAAGCUCACCAACAGUCAGACCUCCCUGUGCGAGAUCUUACAAGAGAAGGGAAGGUGGGCAGGUGUGAGCUUGGACCAGUCAGCCCUCCUUCCGCUGAGGUUCAAGAACAUCCGGGAGAAAACGGAUGCCCAUUUUGUUGAUGUUAUCAAGGAAGACAGCCUGAUGAAAGAUUAUUUUUUUAAGCCACCCAUUAAUCAGUUCAGCUUGAACUUCCUGGAUCAGGAGCUAGAACAAGCCUACAGGACCAGCUAUCAAGAAGAGGUUAUAAAGAAUUCUCCCGUGAAGACUUUUGCCAGUGCCACCUUCAGCUCCCUCCUGGAUGUGUUUCUGUCGACAACAGUGUUUCUGAUUCUCUCCAUUACCUGCUUCCUGAAGUAUGGGGCUGCCUCCAUGCCACCCCCGCCGGCCGCCCUGGUGGUCUUCGGAGCAGCCCUGCUUCUGGAGGUCCUGUCCCUCGUGGUCUCCGUCAGGAUGGUGUUCUUCCUGGAGGAUGUGAUGGCUUGUACCAAGCGCCUGCUGGAGUGGAUAGCCGGCUGGCUCCCGCGCCAUUUCAUCGGGGCCAUCCUGGUGUCCCUCCCCGCCCUCGCGGUCUAUUCACAUGUCACCUCCGAAUUUGAGACAAACAUACACUCCACCGUGUUCACGGGCUCGGCUGUCCUGAUCACCGUGGUGCACUACUGUAACUUCUGCCAGCUCAGCUCCUGGAUGAGGUCCUCCUUGGCCACAGUCGUCGGGGCCGGGCCCCUGCUGCUGCUCUACGUCUCCCUCUGCCCAGACAGUUCCAUAGUAAUUUCGCACCUGGAUGCAGUACAGAAUUUCAGCUCCGAGAGGAAUCCGUGCAACGCCUCGCUGCCGCACGACAGCAGGAGCCCAGCCAGCCUAAUCGGCCAGGAGGUGAUUCUUGUCUUCUUCCUCCUGCUCUUGUUGGUCUGGUUCCUGAAUCGAGAAUUCGAAGUCAGCUACCGCCUACACUACCACGGGGACGUGGAGGCGGACCUGCACCGCACUAAGAUCCAGAGCAUGAGGGACCAGGCCGACUGGCUGCUGAGAAACAUCAUCCCCUACCACGUGGCCGAGCAGCUGAAGGUCUCCCAGACCUACUCCAAGAACCACGACAACGGAGGAGUCAUCUUUGCCAGCAUCGUCAACUUCAGCGAGUUCUAUGAGGAGAACUACGAGGGCGGCAAGGAGUGCUACCGGGUCCUCAACGAGCUGAUCGGGGACUUCGACGAGCUCCUGAGCAAGCCGGACUACAGCAGCAUCGAGAAGAUCAAGACCAUCGGGGCCACAUACAUGGCCGCGUCUGGGCUGAAUGCCACACAGUGCCGUGACGGCAGCCACCCGCAGGAGCACCUGCAGAUCCUGUUUGAGUUUGCCAAGGAGAUGAUGCGUGUGGUGGACGACUUCAACAAUAACAUGCUCUGGUUCAACUUCAAGCUCAGGGUGGGCUUCAACCAUGGGCCGCUGACGGCAGGCGUCAUUGGCACCACCAAGCUGCUGUACGACAUCUGGGGAGACACGGUCAACAUCGCCAGCAGGAUGGACACCACGGGGGUGGAGUGCCGCAUCCAGGUCAGCGAGGAAAGCUACCGCGUCCUGAGCAAGAUGGGCUACGACUUCGACUACAGAGGGACGGUGAACGUCAAGGGCAAAGGCCAGAUGAAGACCUACCUGUACCCCAAGUGCACGGACAACGGGAUGGUGCCGCAGCACCAGCUCUCCAUCUCCCCUGACAUCCGAGUCCAGGUGGACGGCAGCAUCGGACGCUCCCCCACGGACGAGAUCACCAACCUGGUGCCUUCCGUACAGAACCCGGACCAGGUGUCCCUGGGCUCCGAGAACAACACACAGGCCAGGGACACUCACCCGUCUUCUAAGAAACCCUGGAAGGAGCCCAUCAAAGCCGAAGAAAGGUGUAGGUUCAGCAAAGCCAUAGAGAAAAGCGACUGUGAAGAAGCAGGGGAGGAGGAAGCCAAUGAACUCACCAAGCUCAACGUCUCAAAGAGGGCGUGAUGCGGCCCAGCGCCGCCCGCGGUGCUCUGUCCGUCCAGGUUCCACAGUUCGCGUCCCCGGACGUGGUGUCCUGUGGUCAUUGCAGCCCUAACUUCUGUGUGGAUCACAGUUAU